Messenger RNA from Drosophila serrata, 3368 nucleotides. It is a transcript of the gene PVRAP, whose product is annotated as PVR adaptor protein. NCBI's taxonomy places the organism in Eukaryota, Metazoa, Arthropoda, Insecta, Diptera, Drosophilidae. The record is from RefSeq and is a predicted model, not a curated record.
UAUGCAGUGCUAAACGAUGGCAUAAUUAGAUCAGAGUCUGAUUUCAAACUAAAAUGCAAGGGAUUCGGAUUCAAAGAGAUCAGAAAAUAAAAUGUUAUCAAGUGCGUAAGGGAUGCCUUUGGCUGGUCUCUCAUCAAAAUCGAAAUUAAGUUGUCACGACAACUGCCACACAUGAUUGUUGUUGCUGCCUCUUGUUGCUGCUGAUACGAUUGGCAGGACGACCACCAGUUGCAUGUCCACUGGAAGCCAACCCCCUCGCUUUAUCCAUGAAGCCACCCAAAACAUUCAGUUCCAAACGGGGGAAAUCCAGCGCAGGCGCCCUUGUGGAUGCCAAGUUUCGUGGUCGUUUACCAAGUUUCGUUGGCAGGACAAAAAUGCCAGCACACAAUGCCAGGAUAAACAGUUCCUUGCGCGCUUUCAACUGCAAAGGUUGGACCAAAAAGGCGCCUAAAAUUCGUAUCCGAACGCGAGAGUAUCCCUAAGAGAAGACGAAAGCCAUAAAAACUUAACAAAUCCGCCAGUUUAGCACAAAAGGACGACGCUUAACUUUUAAUGACGCGACGGGGUAAUUUUAUUGCCAUGGUCGUGGCCUGAUAACAGUGUUAACAAAGUAGCCGCGUCAGCCGACAAAAAAGUUGCUCAGUUUUCCCUCGCCCCGGAUUCAUACCGAUUCCGUUGCCAUUUUUCGUUGAAAUCAAAGGACGAAAUCGUAAAAGGCGGCCAAGUGUUGGAAUUUAUGAGUUCACAAUCGUAAUUGAAUUUUAUGCGAAAACUUGGUGUCGAGUUUUCCUUGGGAUUAUUGUGGCAAUAAAACAAACACGCACGCGAACAAAAGGACUCCAGUCGUGGUCAUAACGAAAAUUGCCGCCAAAAAACAAGAAAAAAAAUAAACAUUCGAGAUAAAGCUCAUGAGCCGAACCAACUCUCAUCUGUAAACGUGGCCCACUGGAGGAAAGCCCAAUGAAAAGUUUGGUUGCCCCCGAACCUAUUCGAGUGGAGUAAGUGAACCCCUGCGGCUGCAAACACUCGCCCCGGAAAAAGGCCACCCACACACACAAACACACACACUCUAGUCAAAUUUAAUAAAGGCCGUGAGAGAGCGCAAGGGCUUUUCCACCGAAUGUCCUGAAUUGUCCUGGCAGGCAGCAGAGCACAGGACACAGCACGCAGUGCGACAAAAGCCGCCCGCAGCGUUUUUAUAUGCGCAUAUAAUUCACCAAGCGCCCGAGCUAGUAACACCCGCUGCCAAAAGUUAAUGCCCAGAAGCGAAGCCUCCACCACCGCCGCCGAAGCCGCAAUGAUAACCAACAAUAAUUUGGAUUAUGACCAGGCCAGUGCCAGUAGCCACAGUCAUAGCCACAGCAACAUCACAGUGGCAGGAGCAACAUCCACCAUAAGCAUGGCGGCAACAUCGGUGGCAAUGAGCAACAGAAACGGCAGCACCAGCAGCAGCAGCAACUCCUCGCCCACGGCAGAUAAUUCCAAUUCCAACUCUAACUCAAAUUCAAAUACAAACUCGAAUUCAAAUUCAAAUACAAACUCGAAUUCAAACUCCAACUCCAAUUCAUAUUUCAAUCGCUUUGACAAUCGCAUUGCUGCCAAUUUAGCAGCUGUUUUAACUGGCGCCGGGGCACGUUUUCGAUCAUCGUCCUGCAGCAAUCGUCAGUCAUCGAAUGGAGUUGGUAACUCGGCCAUGUUGAGAUCACCUUUGGCCACAAUUAGCCGAGGUAAGCCAGGUCUGGCCACGCCCUCAUCGCCUGCCAGUCUGGGAAGACGACGACCAUUGCAACUCUUCACUCAGGCGAAUCUCAACUGCAAUGACAACGAGAAGGUGGCCCAAACACCGAGCUCUGAUGAGGAUAAUUCACCCACGGAGCUUAACAAUUGCAAGCGAUUGGCAGACAAGCCACCUUUGGUCAAACGCCUGACAAUGGGUUUGCUGCGUCAGAACGAGGAGUCCCGCCCGCUGGUGGGUAACAUAACCCCCCUGAGCGCGCCCCUGGACGUUCAGCCGGUGUACUCCAAUGGUUACAUCAACGAGGACUCUUACAUCGACAGCAAGUUCGGCGACUCGUGCCGACAGUCCUUGACAGCCAUCCCAAUGCUGGAUAAUGUCAACCUGAACAAUGACAACAACGAGUUCAACCUGAAGAAGCGAUACUUAAGGGAGACGAGCAGUGCCAACUCCAGUCCCAAGAUCUUUGCCAAUCGCCUGCGGAUGAACCAGGUAGCUGGUGCCGGUGCCCAGCAGCAGCGGAGCAGCAGCCUAGCCAAUGCUUUUGGCCAUUUGGGAGCCGAGGAGGAGGAGGCCGACCUCAAGGAUGCCUGCUGGUAUCAGGCGGGCAUCUCACGGGACAUUGCCGUCGAGGUCCUGCAAAGCAAGAGUCCAGGUGCAUUUCUGGUGCGGAAGAGCAGCUCCAAGCCCGGCUGCUAUGCACUGACACUGCGUGUACCAUCGCCACCUGGGCCCAAGAUAGCCAACUAUAUUAUCCUGAGAUCCCCCAGGGGUUACAAAAUUAAGGGUUUUCGCAAGGAGUUCUCCAGCCUGAAGGCUUUGAUCACGCACCAUUCCGUGAUGCCCGAACUGCUGCCCGUCCCCCUGGCCAUGCCCCGUCCCACCAAUAUGUCGUCCUCGAGAAGGAACCUGGAUGACUUCGACACAUAUGACUCCCUGCAGAUGCUGCUGAAGUAUCUGCGCGCCAAGAACCUGGAGACGGAGCAGCAGCAGCAGUAGCUAAUGGUGGGAAUCGAUCAACUGGUGGCACAAAAUUACAUUUAGUUCCAGAGGAGGAAGCAAAAAUGUUUUGCUUGCAUCUAGAACCGAAAAUAUACCGCGAAAAUGUGAUAAUCUAUGAAAAUGAAAAACACACAGACACUGCAAAUGAAACGCCUAGCUGAUAAAUGGUGAAAGUAUCUAUAGUUUAGUUUAGUUCUGUUCUUGGUUGAUAUCUUGAAUUAUUAAUUGGAUUUGCAACCAUUGAGGGUUACAGAAAAAAAAGGAAGAAAAUAACAAGCCGAACGAUGAAAUUCUAGAAAUAAUUUGCCACCAAAUAUUUGAAUUCUUCGAUUGGUUUGCCAAGAGUGUUUAUUUUUACAAUUUCCUUUCUGCAUUUUCAACUGCAAUCCUUAUGAAAAACAUAUUUCCCAAGUAAUAUAAAAUAUAAAUAAAUAUAUAUCAAAUAUGGAAAAAUCUAUGUUAAAUGUUGUUGCCGCUUUCCACUGUUAAGCAUAAAAUAAAUAUAUAUAACUAAUUGAAAUGCAUAUUUUAAAUGUAAGCGAAACACAGACCCCGAAACAUGUAAAUAACUCACUACCAUAACACAUAAUUGAGUAAAUAAAGUUGUUUAAUUUAUAAUAAAAAACAGAGA